AUGAACCGAAGUUGGAUAAAUUCUAAACGAACAACCGAAGAAUAUGAGAGAGGAGUGGAACAAUUUAUUGAAUUUGCUACGAGGAAUGUAAUAGAUAAUAAUGGAAGAUUUUAUUGUCCAUGUGUGAAUUGCUUGAACGAGCGAAGACUACCCACUGCAGUAAUACGAGAGCAUGUUUUGUGUGAUGGGUUCCUAAAGAGCUACACCAAGUGGACAUGGCAUGGUGAAUUAGUAGAAGUGCCAAUAGCAAAUGUGUCUCAAACUGAAACAGAAGAACUGGAUUUCGUUAUGGAAGAUGGUUUGGAGCAAAUGAUUCGUGAUGUUGGAGAUGAUGCCUUUGCACGAUCACAUAUGUAUGAAACUUUGUGUAGUGAUGCAGAAAUGCCUUUGUAUUGGGGGUGCAUUAAGUACACUCGAUUGUCGGCAAUAUUAAAACUCUUUAACGUGAAGGCAAUAAAUGGGUGGACUGAUAAGAGUUUCACCGAAUUGCUUGAGUUAGUGAGUGACAUUCUUCCUGAAGGUAACACGAUGCCAACAUCUAAUUAUGAUGCGAAGAAGAUAUUAUGUCCAAUGGGUAUGAAGUAUAAAAAGAUUCAUGCUUGUCCGAACGAUUGUGUGUUGUACAGGAAGGAAUAUGAAAAGUUACAUCAAUGUCCACAUUGUGGGUUAUCAAGAUACAAGCAAAAAGAUAGUGACUUCGAAGAUGAUGUGAGGAAGGGUGUUCCAGCAAAGGUGUUGUGGUAUCUUCCUAUAAUUCCAAGGUUUAAAAGAUUAUUUGCUAAAGUCAAAGAUGCAAAACUCAUUAGAUGGCAUGUAGAUGAACGUAAAAGAGAUGGUCAAAUAAGGCAUCCAGCUGAUUGUAGUCAAUGGCAGACAAUAGAUUCAAUGUUUCCAUAUUUUGGAAAUGAUCCAAGAAACCUUAGGCUUGGACUUGCUACAGAUGGAAUGAACCCGUACGGUAACCUGAGUAGUAGACAUAGCUCAUGGCCUGUCAUGUUAGUGAUCUACAACUUACCUCCUUGGUUGUGCAUGAAACGUAAAUACGUCAUGUUAUCUUUGAUGGUUUCUGGUCCACGACAACCAGGAAACGACAUUGAUGUUUAUUUAAGCCCGUUAUUUGAAGAUUUGAAAAUGUUGUGGGAGGAAGGCGUUGAUGUGUUUGACGGGUACACAGGCUCCACUUUUAAGUUGCAUGCCAUGUUAUUUUGUACAAUCAAUGACUUUCCAACAUAUGGUAAUUUGAGUGGGUAUAGCACAAAGGGUCACAAAGCAUGCCCUAUAUGUGAAGAAGGCACAUGUCACCAUCAACUUAAGCAUGGAAAGAAAACAGUUUACAUUGGACAUCGAAGAUUUCUUAGUGUAAACCAUCCUUUUCGUAAAUUAAAAAAAACAUUUAUUGGAUGUCAAGAAAAUGAAAUAGCUCCAACACCUUUAAGUGGAUUAGAAGUAUAUGAACGUGUAAAGGACAUCAAUGUUGUGCUUGGCAAGACAGAAAAGCAAGCCACAACAACAAACAUAUGGAAGAAAAGAUCAAUCUUCUUUGAUCUCCCAUAUUGGAAGAUGCUUGAUGUGAGACAUUGUAUAGAUGUCAUGCAUGUAGAGAAAAAUGUGUGUGACAGUAUUAUUGGAACACUCCUUAACAUUCAAGGCAAGACAAAAGAUGGCAUGAAGAGUCGCUUGGACUUGGUUGAAAUGGGAAUAAGAGAACAAUUAGCUCCACAAUCUCAUGGCAAAAGAACAUAUUUGCCUUCGUCAUGUCACACAUUAUCUAAACAAGAAAAAAGAAGUUUCUGUGAGUUUUUACGUGGUGUGAAAGUUCUGCAUGGUUACUCUUCCAAUGUGAAACGACUUGUAUAUAUGAAAUAUUUGAAAUUACUUGGGUUAAAAUCUCAUGAUUUUCAUGUUUUAAUGCAACAACUCCUACCAGUGGCGAUUCGGGGAAUAUUGCCUAACAAUAAUAGAUAUGCAUUAACUAGAUUGUGCUUCUUUUUUAAUGCCAUUUGUAGUAAAGUUUUUGAGCCUGCAUGGUUGGAUCAUUUGGAGAAUGAGGCUAAUGUUAUAUUGUGUGAUUUGGAGAUGUAUUUCCCUCCAUCAUUUUUUGAUAUCAUGGUUCACUUGAUUGUACAUUUAGUAAGGGAAAUUAGACUUUGUGGACCUGUGUUCUUGCGAUGGAUGUACCUAAUUGAGCGAUACAUGAAGAUAUUGAAAGGGUACGUCAAGAACCAAUAUCAUCCUGAAGCAUCAAUUGUUGAAAGAUAUAUUGCAGAGGAAGCUAUUGAGUUUUGUACAGAAUACAUAUCAGAAAUUGAAGUUAUAGGGGUACCUAAAACUCGCCACAAUGGAAGAAUUGCUGGUAAAGGUAUUCAAAGUGCAAAAGUGGUGACAUUGGCACAACAUGAAGUUAUCCAAGCACAUUUUUAUAUCUUGAAUAACACUGAUAUUGUCCAACCCUACCUAAGUGCUCACAAAGACAUAGUAAAGAGAGAUAAUCCACGGAUGCCUGAGAAGUGA
Molecule: messenger RNA, 2511 nt
Organism: Vigna radiata var. radiata (mung bean)
Lineage: Eukaryota; Viridiplantae; Streptophyta; Magnoliopsida; Fabales; Fabaceae
Exons: 1
Coding region: 1-2511 (836 amino acids)
Source: RefSeq, a predicted model, not a curated record